Molecule: messenger RNA, 1427 nt
Organism: Oryzias melastigma (Indian medaka)
Lineage: Eukaryota; Metazoa; Chordata; Actinopteri; Beloniformes; Adrianichthyidae
Gene: eif4a1a
Product: eukaryotic translation initiation factor 4A1A
Exons: 11
Coding region: 132-1346 (404 amino acids)
Biological process (GO): cytoplasmic translational initiation
Cellular component (GO): cytoplasmic stress granule
Molecular function (GO): ATP binding; RNA helicase activity; translation initiation factor activity
Source: RefSeq, a predicted model, not a curated record
CAAAUUAGCCAAUCGCGGCCCAUAUAAGGCGGGGCUAAAAAUGACUGACAGUGGUCUGUCGCAAUGAGGGUGCCUCUUUGUCCAGUCAACGUAUAUAACACAUUUCUGCCAUAGCUUCUUUCUUUGAGAUAAUGUCGGCUGAAUAUGAGAACAGAGACAAUGGCCCCGAAGGCAUGGAGCCAGAUGGAAUCAUCGAGAGUAACUGGAACCAGAUCGUGGACAGUUUUGAUGACAUGAACCUGCGCGAAGCUCUGCUCAGGGGAAUUUAUGCCUAUGGUUUCGAGAAGCCAUCUGCCAUCCAGCAAAGGGCCAUUAUCCCUUGUAUCAAGGGUUACGACGUGAUCGCUCAGGCCCAGUCUGGCACUGGGAAGACCGCCACUUUUGCCAUCUCCAUCCUGCAGCAGAUUGAUGUGGAGCUCAAGGCCACUCAGGCUCUGGUCCUGGCUCCUACCAGGGAACUGGCCCAGCAGAUCCAGAAGGUGGUGCUGGCCCUAGGUGACUACAUGGGGGCUAACUGCUACGCCUGCAUCGGAGGAACCAACAUCCGCAACGAGGUGCAGAAGCUGCAGGCUGAAGCCCCCCACAUCGUGGUGGGAACCCCAGGACGUGUCUUCGACAUGCUGAGUCGCAAAAACAUCUCUCCCAAAUGCAUCAAGAUGUUUGUGCUGGAUGAGGCCGACGAGAUGCUGAGUCGAGGGUUCAAAGACCAGAUCUAUGAGAUCUUCCAGAAGCUGGCGAGCAGCACUCAGGUUGUCCUGCUCUCGGCCACCAUGCCAGCUGACGUGCUGGAGGUCACAAAGAAGUUCAUGAGGGAGCCCAUCCGGAUCCUCGUGAAGAAGGAGGAGCUGACUCUCGAGGGUAUCCGGCAGUUCUACAUCAAUGUGGAAAAGGAGGAGUGGAAGCUGGACACGUUGUGCGACUUGUAUGAAACCCUGACCAUCACACAAGCCGUCAUCUUCAUCAACACGAGGAGGAAAGUGGACUGGCUGACGGAGAAGAUGCACGCCAGAGAUUUCACCGUGUCCGCUCUGCAUGGUGACAUGGACCAAAAGGAGAGGGACCUGAUCAUGAGGGAGUUCCGUUCUGGUUCCAGUCGAGUCCUGAUCACCACUGACCUGCUGGCCAGAGGCAUUGAUGUCCAGCAGGUGUCCCUGGUCAUCAACUAUGACCUGCCCACCAAUAGAGAGAACUACAUCCACAGGAUUGGUCGAGGUGGGCGUUUUGGCAGGAAGGGAGUCGCCAUAAACAUGGUGACCGAAGACGACAAGCGAACCCUGAGGGACAUCGAGACGUUCUACAACACCACCGUGGAGGAGAUGCCCAUGAACGUGGCCGACCUGAUCUAGAAACCUCCAGCUCCUCUUCUCUGACUCACCUUGUUUAUUUUAAAAAGUAAAAUCUUGUUUCUAAAUGAUCCAAUUUCUAAA